Messenger RNA from Paramuricea clavata, 4013 nucleotides. The record is from the annotation of a GenBank genome assembly. Lineage: Eukaryota; Metazoa; Cnidaria; Anthozoa; Malacalcyonacea; Plexauridae.
GUACAUAUUAAAUUGCUCUCUUCCAUGACAUUUUUUAAUAAAAUAAUGACUUUCAUUGAUAAAUAAUUAAUUUGAACUACAUGUAUAAAUGAAUGUAGAUGAUUUCAAACCAGCAUCAGUUGAUACGUCACAAGCAGGAAGUCUUGAUGUUGGCAAAGGAGGUGAAGUAAACGUCUCACUCCCUAAUACACAGGUACUAUGUUUUCACUCUUUCAAUUUACUCUUAUUCCACCCUGUUUGUGGUAACUCUGUACUAGGGAAUUACUUGGACAAGAAAAAACCCCAGUAAACUUGGGUAUACACUAGCAAUUAAUGCACCAAAAACACUUUGAUGUUUCGAGCAUGGCCAGUUUUUGAAGGGAGAUUGGUUGCACCUACCCUAACAAUUUUGUCACUUUUCACUUCUAUUAAUUUUGUAACCAUCAUCAUACAAUCAAAAUUCAUAAAAUAUUAGGACACUUAUAUACAUUAUUAUCUACAGUACAUUACAUGCUCCUCAAAUUUUUAGUAAUACGGUUGUGGCACAUACCGGUACAGUAUUUGAGGGCACCGGUACUUUUUAUGUCAUAACAAGAAAUAUUAGCAACAAAAUAUACUAUAGACUGAAACACUGAAAUGCAGGAGAAAAAGUACCCUGAGCUUGUUAAAAAUUGCAUCUUCGUACACUGUUUGCCUUCUGCAGUUGGGCGUCGCCAAGAAUUUUUCAGACAGUGCUUCAAUUAAAUGUGUUAUGUUUGACUUAUGAAUAGUUACAGCGUUUAUGGCUCUGGCACACAACAUGCAUAAUUUUGCCCUCAGAUGCAGUGCUCAAUCAGGGACAGCGCUUGAAAAUGUCAAAGUGUUUUUAAUAUAUAAAGUUUCAUUUUCCACCUGAUACUGGAACCCCAAGGGUUUCAAUAUAUUUGAAUGAAUUCUGAUCAAUUGCCAUGAAUCUGGAAAAAUUCUUAAAAAUACCUUUCUACCUAGUUUCCUGUUCUGGUUAAUUACCUGGGCUGUGUUACUAUAUAAAACUUCCCAAUCAUAUGAUUGUGUUUGAUAGGACUCAGGCACGACUGUGUACAGAGGAUCUAAGAAACCUUGUCCAAAAGAAUGUGUUCUGGUUGUUGACAGAGGGAAGAGAGUAAGGAGAGACUUGUGUAUUGUUGAAAGUGAAUUGUUCAUUUUUUAACUAAUAUAUAAUUAUACUGUAUAAUUAUACACGUUUUGGUAAAUCAUGAAUCUUACUUUUUAGACUAUAACAUUAGAACGGCUGGCUAGCACGGUCCAGCUAAAGAAAAUAAGGUAUAUAUUUGGUUAACUAUUACUACUUCAGUAUUGAGAAUCAUUAAUUGAGUAUGGUAAACUCUGGGAAAGGUGUACCUGAACACUUUUAUGUUUUAAAACACAUAAAGUUUACAGUAGAUAACUACAUGUACUGUACUUGAAAGCAUUAAGUCUGUAUUGCUAAAUGAUUUCAUACACUGCUUGUCAUGAGAGUAUAUACAGUAGCCUAUUUUCAUAGUGACACUGCAGAGAACAACAAACAAAUUUUAUCUCGAGCGGGGAUUGGAACUUGCAUCUUUGGGUACUGUAUCUCAUAGUUAAUAGAAUAGAUGGUUUGGAAACUCAUUAGAAUAACAGUAUAACUCAUUAUCUAUGUUAGUCAACGUUUAUUCAUAAACAUGGUCGUUCACCGUCACAUGUGUAUUGUGUUCUUGCCAAAUCCACCAAUAGCAAUUUUCGAUUUACCCUAUUGUUCGAGUCACGGAUAGGUAACUUUCCUAAGACAUUGCUAUUGGUUAGUUGGGCAAAAUUACAAUACACACGUGACGGUGAACGACCAGAUUUAUGAAUAAACGUUGACUAAUGAGCUAUAUUGUUAUUCUAAUGAGUUUCCAAACCAUCUAUUCUAUUAACAGACCGCCGUUCUACCCAAUGAGCUAUCGAGUCAACGGGGAUUGGUAGUGACUAGUGAGUCUUGUCCAAUUGAAGUGCACGAAAUAUUUUCGGGAAGACUUGACGCUUGUCUUGAAGGACAAACGUUAAACCCGAAUCCUUCGUAACAACAAAUGUUUCUCUGCAGUGUCCGAAUAAUAUGAAAUUAGUUUUUGAUAUCUCUGAAAUAGAAUUGAAACACUGCGCAUCGUCCAAGACGUUAAAUCGUCGUUAUUUCGUGCACUAAAAUUGGAAAGGAUUCGCUACCAAUCCCUGUUGCCUCGAUAGCUCAAUGGUCAGAGUGCUGCCUUGUUAAAUCAUCGUUGUGAUGGAGAACUGCUAGCCUGGAUCGCAAGAUACUUUCGGGCAAGCUGACAGAGCAAUGGAAAAUCAACUCCGUUUCUCUACCACCACUUCAGCGGAUUUUCAUCUCCGUCAAUUACGGGGUACGUCUGGUACCGUUUGAUUUCUUUUGACAAACGAUCACGAGCGGAAGUACCACGACCGCGCAGACAUUAGCCUUUUUAACUUGGGGUUUUUUUCGGUUCUUCGUCUUUUUCCGGUUUUUCGUUGCUUGGACUUUGGCAAAACCGGUUUUUCAAAAAAGCCGGUGUUUUCCGGAAAACUGAAAAGCCGCCCCAGCCUAGAGUAGAGCGGUGGUUUACAAACCCAAAGAUGUGAGUUCGAAUCCCGCUCGAGACAACGAAUUUUUCGUUGUACACUACAGUAUCAGAAUGAUAUGAAAUUAGUCUCUGAGGAUGGUUCUGAAAAAACCUACUUGCUAUGAAUAUCUUGUAGGUCAGCCUCUGGCAGUAAAGUUUCAUCAAGUCAGGGAUCUCAACAAAGCGAAACAUCACACUCCCAAGAAGAUCCAAAGGUAACCAUUCAAAUAGAUUUCGUCUCAUUAUUUUGUAAGCGAACGUGAAACAUCUUUACAAAUAGUAUUCUUCCAGGCGGCCUUCAAUAUAUAUAUAAUACUUUCAGAUUUAGUAUAUACUGUAGUCUUUCAGAUUUCAUAUAUAAUACUUUCAGAUUUAGUAUAUAGUCUUUAUUUACUAUUUUAUCUAUUUACAAUUAAAAUGGCAAAGUAAAUUUAUAUUUACAAGUUUUACAAUGUCUUCCAGGUGUACUAGUUUAAAAAGAGAUGUUUUUAAAUUGUGUCAGUGAGAAUCAGUGAGUUGUUUUGGAUAUCGUUUAUUAUAAAUGGUUUGGGAUAUAAAUAUAUAAGAUAUCUUCGAUUUCCCAAACUCAGUAGUAACUUUGGGAACUUUCAGAUCAGUAGUUCAUGAUCUUGUUGGGACAUUAUGUGUAAAUUUGCAGGGACCUUAUUGAUUCUCUAUCAAAUCAAUAUGGAAAAUACCAUACUGAUUUUCUUCAUUUUGAUCAAAUUAUGUAAGGAGAUCCAGUUGAGUUUUUGAAAUAGGUCAGACGAUGAGCACUCAGUUCCUGCAUCAAAUAUUAGGCGAACUCUUUUGUAAUUUCAAUUGUCACACACAGUGUUUCCACUCCUUCAAAUCACCAUUAAGGAACUCUUCUUUGAAACAAGGAUGGAAAACCAAAACCAGCAUACCAGAACUAUUGGUUAAAUAUUCCCGGUAUUAGUAUACCGAAAAUUUCUCAUACCAAACAUCCCUACACUAAAAUGGUAUAAGACAAAAACGCUAGACAGGAUAAAUUAUAAUAACUAUUACAGCAAAGGAAUGUACAUUGCUCCAUAAGAGUGUACUCUCGUUUAAUUGUUAAAAAGAAAGAACAGACUGAGUAACAAUAUCUUGCAUGUUAGACAGAGUAAAGUGUACAUCAUUGCGUCAUGUCAUUUAUUCAGGCCUCGGCAAAACCUGUUGAGUCAAAUGUUAAUGCCGAGUCAGGAGGAUCCAGCAAUAGUUCCAGUUCAGAAUCAGACUCAGAUCUCGAAGAUGAGGAAGUGGCUAGAUUGAACGCAUCAUUGAUUGAGCAGACAACUGAACAAAACAAAGCACUCGAUGCUAGACCUGAAUCUUCUUCAUCAUUUAAUUUAUGUAAGUAUGAAUUUAUUCUAAAUUCACUGUUUCCAAGUUUCCAGAGCUUUAUACAGUGAAACCUAGUCUACUACUGUAACU